CGAUUUUUGCAGAGAAGCUGGCACUGGUGGUUUCCUGUGCUGCGGUGAAGUUGCUGCUGCCGGGAGAUAAUAAACUGAGAGCCUUGGCGAGCUGUGAAACUGUAACAUGAAGGCAGUGACCUAUGAUGAUGUGUAUAUCAACUUCACUCGGGAAGAGUGGGAUUUGCUGAAUCCUUCCCAGAAGAAUCUCUAUAAAGAUGUAAUGCUGGAGACCUUCAGGAACCUCAUUUCUAUAGGAUACAUUGGGGAAGACCACAACACUGAAGAACAUUGGCAAUCUUCUAGAAGACAUGCAAGGACUGAAAGAAACCAAAAUGGUGAGAAGAAACUUUCAGUUUAUACUCACUGUGGACCUCAUCUUCUAAGGAAUGAAAAAACAUAUACUGGACAAAAAUGCUCUACAAGUAAGCAGUGUGGUAAAGCCUUUGCAUAUCACAGUCAUAUUCAAGUGCUGAAAAGAAAACACACUGGAAAAAAACCCUAUGAAUAUAGUCAAGGUGAUAAAGACUUUGUUCUUUAUGAAACUCAUCAAAGUCAUAAAAGAAAACAUACUGAAGAGAAAUCCUCUGAAUGCAAUCAGUGUGGUAAUGUGUAUGCAUGUCAAACUGAUCUUCAAAAGCAUAAAAGAAUACAUACUGGAGAGAAAACCUAUGAAUAUAAUCAGCUUGGUAAGGCCUUUGCACAUCUCAGUCAUCUUCAGUUGCAUAAAAGAACACAUAUUGGAGAGAAAACUUAUGAAUGUAAUCUGUGUGGUAAGGCGUUUGCUGAAAAUAGUACUCUUCAAAAGCAUAAAAGAACACAUACUGGAGAGAAACCGUAUGCAUGUAAUCACUUUGGUAUGGCCUUUGCUCAACACAAUGAACUUCAAAUACAUAAAAGAACACAUACUGGCGAGAAACCCUAUGAAUGUAAUCUGUGUGGUAAGACCUUUGCACAUCACAGUGAUCUUCAAAGGCAUAAAAGAACACAUACUGGAGAGAAACCCUAUGAAUGUAAUCUGUGUGGUAAGGCCUUUGCACAUCACAGUAAUCUUCAAAGGCAUAGCAGAACACAUACUGGAGAGAAACCAUAUGAAUGUAAUCUGUGUGGUAAGGCAUUUGCAUAUCAAAGUGCUCUUCAAAAGCAUAAAAGAACACAUACUGGAGAGAAACCCUAUGAAUGUAAUCUGUGUGGUAAGGCCUUUGCACAUCACAGUGAUCUUCAAAGGCAUAAAAGAACACAUACUGGAGAGAAACCCUAUGAAUGUAAUCAGUGUGGUAAGGCCUUUGCUCAACACGGUGCUCUUCAAAUACAUAAAAGAACACAUACUGGAGAGAAACCCUAUGGAUGUAAUCAGUGUGGUAAGGCCUUUGCACGUCUCAGUCAUCUUCAGGUGCAUAAAAGAAUACAUACUGGAGAGAAACCCUAUGAAUGUAAUUUGUGUGGUAAGGCCUUUGCACACCACAGUGAUCUUCAAAGGCAUAAAAGGACACAUACUGGAGAGAAACCCUAUGAAUGUAAUCUGUGUGGUAAGGCCUUUGCUGAAAGUAGUACUCUUCAAAAGCAUAUAAGAACACAUACUGGAGAGAAACCCUAUGAAUGUAAUCUGUGUGGAAAGGCCUUUGCUGAAAAUAGUACUCUUCAAGUGCAUAAAAGAACACAUACUGGAGUGAAACCAUAUGAAUGUAAUCUGUGUGGUAAGGCGUUUGCUAAGAAUAGUACUCUUCAAAAGCAUAAAAGAACACAUACUGGAGAGAAACCCUAUGAAUGUAAUCUGUGUAGUAAGGCCUUUGCACAUCACAGUGAUCUUCACAGGCAUAAAAGAACACAUAUGGGAGAGAAACUCUAUGAAUGUAAUCAGUGUAGUAAGGCCUUUGCAUCUCAAAGUAAUCUUUAAAAGCAUAAAAGAACACAUACUAGAUAGAAAUCCUAUGAAUUUAAUCAGUGUGGUUAGGCCUUUGCUCAACACGGUGCUCUUCAAAUACAUAAAAAAACACACACUGGAGAGAAACCCUAUGAAAUUUAUCAGUGUUGUAGGCCUUUGCAUGUCACAGUAAUCUUCAAUUGCAUAGAACACAUACUGGAUAGAAAACUG
Arvicola amphibius (Eurasian water vole) is the source of this 2074-nucleotide messenger RNA. Its product is annotated as zinc finger protein 431-like. The record is from RefSeq and is a predicted model, not a curated record. NCBI's taxonomy places the organism in Eukaryota, Metazoa, Chordata, Mammalia, Rodentia, Cricetidae. Gene Ontology annotation, cellular component: nucleus. The transcript is spliced from 4 exons. Bases 107 to 1876 code for a protein of 589 amino acids. Gene Ontology annotation, biological process: regulation of transcription by RNA polymerase II. Gene Ontology annotation, molecular function: RNA polymerase II transcription regulatory region sequence-specific DNA binding; DNA-binding transcription factor activity, RNA polymerase II-specific.